UUUGCGGGCUUGUGGACUGUGGUGUGUUGUCAUGCCGCUUAGAAGUCGUGUGUUGUUUAUUCGUAGAGGAGAAUGCCAUGAAGUAUGUCAGAAACCACAAGGUGUCAACGCUGAUGACAUAAUUCGUUCACUAAACAUCUUUUGCGUGUGUAACAUAUUUCAUGAUGCUCGUAUUACUCUUCCGCAGACUAGACAGGAGGGAUGAAUCUGCGCUGUCACUCUGAUACGGUGUGAAAUGAGUAGUUUCGGAGUAAAGCGUCUCAGGAAUUUAUCUCAUACUCUCAGAUGGAUAAUUUACCAAACAAAUGAGCAGUAAAUAAACUGGCGACGAAUUGUAAAUAGUUCACCACUAUGGCUGUUUUGCAUCGUGCAUUAUUUACGUGGUUUAUUUUACUCGUGUUUUUCAUUUUACUGGUGUUGCGGCUUGAUUCUCGAACUCAUUGGAACUGGUUUAUUGUUUUCGUACCCCUGUGGCUCUACGACUUGAUCCUGCUGGUGUACGUGUUGUUUUAUGCAGUAUCACAAUGCAAGGGCCACUGUGGUGGGAGAGCGGCAGCAACACGUGCAUGGUCGGUUGCAGCCGUUACACUGAAAAUGACAGCCCAAGUUGUUCUCUGUUUGGCUCUGGAGUACCCUUCUUGGCAGCUGUCAGUGUACUGGGUAAUGGCACCGCUGUGGCUUUUCCUGCCAGUCCUUGUUGUAGCUGUAUUCAUCUCACUUGUGAGAUACAGUCAAUAUUAGGAAUUGUUUGGUGUCAUACAACUCUCAUUACUGAACAUCCAUCUUGAGUAUGUUGGAGGAACUUGUCACUUGACUGCUAUUAGUGAAGACUAAUGUGGAGCUCUGUUAGAAGUAUGAACACUCAGUUGUGAACUAAAUUAUUUUUUUUCUUUUAUGAUUACGUAUAAGUGAGUACAGCUAAAUUCAAAUGGGUGGUUCUAAGUUGGAUUUCAGAAUGUUUGCAAUUCCAGUUUAUAAUUUUUGUUGAUAAUAUCUGUGACAAUUUUUGAACAUGACACAUUGGUUACAAUAUACAAGUGUAAAAAUAA
This is a messenger RNA of Schistocerca serialis cubense, 1049 nucleotides long. RefSeq names its product transmembrane protein 60. The coding region runs from base 352 to 741 and encodes 129 amino acids. NCBI's taxonomy places the organism in Eukaryota, Metazoa, Arthropoda, Insecta, Orthoptera, Acrididae. The transcript has 3 exons. The record is from RefSeq and is a predicted model, not a curated record.